AACAGCCAGGGGGCGGCGGAUGGCUGUGCGGGGCCCAGCGGGCUUGGGGUCCAGCACCAGCGGGCUGUUGGACGAGACGGUGGCUGCGGCCGACGGGCGCGAGGCGUCAGCCCUUGUGGCGGCGGGAGCCGCUCUGGAGGACGAUGAAGAGGACGAUGGCCGCGGCCGGGGCCUGCUGCGCUGGGACGGUUUCUCAGCCUGGCUGCAUUGCGUGUGUGUGGUGGGCUUCGACCUGGAGCUGGGCCAGGCCGUGGAGGUAAUUUAUCCUCAACAUUCCAAACUCACUGAUAAAGAAAAAACCAAUAUUUGCUAUUUGUCUUUUCCAGAUUCAAAUUCAGGUUGUCUUGGAGAUACCCAGUUCUGUUUUAGAUUUCGGCAGUCUUCAGGACGGAGGGUGUCCCUGCAUUGUCUCCUGGAUCAAUUUGACAAAGAUUUGCCAGUUUACUUAAAGAAAGAUCCUGCUUAUUUUUAUGGAUAUGUGUAUUUCCGACAAGUGCGAGAUAAAACCCUAAAAAGAGGCUACUUUCAGAAGUCCUUGGUUUUGAUCAGCAAACUACCAUAUAUUCAUUUUUUUCACACUGUGCUGAAACAGAUAGCACCUGAGUACUUUGAAAAGAAUGAACCUUAUUUAGAAGCAGCUUGUAAUGAUGUUGAUCGAUGGCCUGCUCCAGUGCCAGGGAAAACCUUAUACUUGCCUAUCAUGGGAGUGGUAAUGAAGGUACGAAUUCCCACAUGUCAUGACAAGCCUGGGACAACUCAAAUAGUGCAGUUAACUCAACAGGCAGACACACACAUAUCUGUUAUUCUACCUACAGUUCAUGAGGUGGAUCUUUUCAGGUGUUUCUGCCCAGUUUUCCUUCAUAGUCAGAUGCUUUGGGAGCUGGUGCUGUUGGGGGAACCCCUUGUGGUCAUGGCACCAUCACCAUCAGAGUCGUCAGAGACUGUACUGGCGCUUGUUAACUGUAUUUCUCCAUUAAAGUACUGCAGUGAUUUCCGGCCUUAUUUCACUAUUCAUGAUAGUGAAUUCAAAGAAUAUACUACCCGAACUCAAGCUCCGCCAUCAGUCAUAUUAGGAGUAACCAAUCCUUUUUUUGCUAAAACACUCCAGCACUGGCCACACAUUAUUCGAAUAGGAGACCUUAAACCUGCAGGUGAAAUUCCUAAGCAGGUUAAAGUGAAAAAAUUGAAGAACCUAAAGACUCUGGAUUCUAAACCUGGAGUUUAUACUUCUUACAAGCCAUAUCUAAAUAGAGAUGAAGAGAUCAUAAGACAACUGCAGAAGGGUGUACAACAGAAACGUCCUUCUGAGGCUCAAAGUGUUAUUCUUCGACGCUAUUUUUUGGAACUGACACAAAGCUUCAUCAUUCCACUAGAAAGGUAUGUGGCAAGUUUGAUGCCUUUGCAAAAAAGUAUUUCUCCAUGGAAGAGUCCACCCCAAUUAAGGCAGUUCCUUCCAGAAGAAUUUAUGAAAACGCUUGAGAAAACUGGACCUCAGUUAACAUCAAGAAUAAAAGGCGAUUGGAUUGGACUUUAUCGGCAUUUUCUUAAGUCUCCAAAUUUUGAUGGCUGGUUCAAGACCCGGCGGAAGGAAAUGACCCAAAAAUUGGAAGCACUUCAUCUAGAAGCUCUUUGUGAAGAGGACUUACUUCUUUGGAUCCAGAAACACACAGAAGUAGAAAUAGUAGACCUUGUAUUGAAGCUGAAAAAUAAGCUGUUGCAGGCUGAUCGGGAGCAUUUACCUGUGAAACCUGACACUAUGGAAAAGUUACGGACACACAUAGAUGCAAUUAUCUUAGCAUUGCCAGAGGACCUGCAAAGCAUAUUGCUCAAAACGGGCAUGACAUGAUAUUUGCCAGGAUUUUCCAGCCAAAAAGGAUUGUGUACCAUGAAGCAUACUGACAUUUCAACAGACGCACAAAGGAACUCUCUCGGCAGCAGAGGAGUGCAAAAUGGCCGUGAACGCUAGCUACAGGGUGGAAAGACUGUAUUGUAUAAACAAACCUUUUUAGUGCAUUAUUUUAAACAUUGGGUAUCUGUGGUGGUUCCACUUUAAUACUGAAACACUAAAAGGAGUUUCUAUAUUUUUAAUCAUGUUCUAAAGUGCUCUUAUGAGAGACCUGUGGGGCCAUUAGUAUUAGUGUAAGUGAUUCCAAACUGCAGUGCUGGCAUUGCAGGUAUUUUUUUAAAAAUUGGUGCUGCUUUGCCCAAUCAUGUUAAAACUCAGGGGGAUAUAAAAAUAACAUUCACACUGGCUGUCUUCUCAACAAGAAAAAAACUGAGCUGUCCAACUCUAAUUAGAAGUGACUGACGCUUAUGUUGUGCCUUUUGUUGUCCUGUAUGUUUCACAAAGUCCGGUUGCUAGUCUUAAAGCUUUUCCUUAGCUUGAUCAUGUUAUAUAAUUUUAUAAGGCACUCUACUGAGUAAUCAUUGCUUACAGAUGUUUCUUGCUGUCCAUCAUGUUAAUUUGUAGGCAUUGUAGUUUUUUUUUUUUUUUCAGUUGUCAUACAGGUUUUCAUUUCACUGUUUCCUUUGAUGUUUUCAAAAUCUUAUCUUACCAGUUUCUCCAAAGGCAAGAAGUCACCCAGUAUUAAUUAUGGAAGAGUUUGUUUUCUCUUAUCAUUCAUUAAUUCAUUAGUUGAACCUGUUUAGAUUAAUUAGUUUGAGUGCUUUUCGAAGAUCAUUCUAAUUGUAACCUCAUAGUCAGCUGUUUUUAAAACUGAACUCUUCUGAAUUCAAAGGCAUUCAUAAGCUUUUUGUAGAGUAACUGUAAGAUUGAUUUCCAGCAUUAUUUGUGGGUUUUGGGCACCAAACCUGGUGCUCAUUCCAGGCCUCACCACUGAACAACUUCCAGCAUUGUUUGUUUGGUAAUGUUUUUUUUCUUUUAAAUUGAUGUUUCUCAGAACACUUUCCCUAUUGUUGUUUGACAUGGGAAUUUUGCCUGAAUCACUGUUAUAGGUAGUUUUAUUGUUGAUAUUGUUGUUUUUGUUUAUUUCUGUUUUGUUUAUACUGCCUUGCCAAAAAACAGAAGAAUGUGAUUUGGUGUAAAGUUGUGUGGUUUGUGUUUGAAAAAAAGUGUCCCACAGAAGCCACUAUUUAGUGUAGGCACACAUGACGUAACACAUAUCUGAAUAGCUAUGUCUUGGAUUAUUCUCCAAAUAGCCAAAUUGAGUUGUGUGUAGUUAUAAAAGAAAUGGCUUCAGAAGCUUUCUCUUAUUAUCUGUUGAUGUAACUCUCAAGGGCAUUCUGGACCCAAGACAGGCUCCUUGUGUUGGUAACUGUGGUCUCAUACCUAAUUGUGCCCUUUUCUCAUGGAUACAGCUCUUGAAGCAUACCUCAAAGUUGUAGAGAGAAUAUGGAGUCAUUUGCCUUGGAUCAUAUGAGUUAUUUUAUGAAACAACAGUUGGCCUUCCAGAAAAGGGCCAGCUGCUUUUAUAUGCUAAAGUAUUUCAUAACUUUCUGGGAAACUUUAUUUAGGUAUAAAUGGUCAUCUUAUUAUUUUUCAAAAAUGUGUAUUUUAAUAAUCUUAAAUUUAUAUACUGUUUGUGACCAGAAUUUAAAAGUUGUUAAUAUCACAUCAAGUAUCUUUUAAUUAUGCCACUGCAGGAUGUAUCAUUUCAAGUUUAUUUUGCACAGCUAUAUUGUAGCAAAAGAUGCCUAUUAGCAUGAUAAUGGUGUCUUCCCAUUUACUGUAUUUAAUUAACCUAACAUGUGUUGAAAACCGUAUUAUACUUAGCCAGUAUAUCUCUUAAUUUCAAAUUAUGUACAUGUAAGAAUAGCUUAAAAUUGCAUUGGGAACCUGAGAAGACUGUCUGAGAACUUAAUUUUUUUAUGUGAUUUUCAGAGUUGUAUUUUUUUUUUAGAAGACUUUGUUAAUAUCUAAACCCUGCCAUGUAAUGUUUUCUCUCCACCAGCAUCGGAAGGAAUCACUGCUUUAAGGGUAUUCUGUAAUGCCUAGUGCCUUCUCUUUAUGGUGAAAAACAGGAUUUGUGAAGGCAUAUAUGGUCAUUACUGAAACUGAAUUAAAGGCCUUGGAAUUUAA
Lepus europaeus (European hare) is the source of this 4039-nucleotide messenger RNA. It is a transcript of the gene DENND6A, whose product is annotated as DENN domain containing 6A. Gene Ontology annotation, cellular component: recycling endosome. The record is from RefSeq and is a predicted model, not a curated record. Gene Ontology annotation, molecular function: guanyl-nucleotide exchange factor activity. The coding region runs from base 20 to 1846 and encodes 608 amino acids. The transcript has 20 exons. NCBI's taxonomy places the organism in Eukaryota, Metazoa, Chordata, Mammalia, Lagomorpha, Leporidae.